This is a messenger RNA of Zingiber officinale, 622 nucleotides long. RefSeq names its product late embryogenesis abundant protein 31-like. The transcript is spliced from 2 exons. Bases 54 to 497 code for a protein of 147 amino acids. Lineage: Eukaryota; Viridiplantae; Streptophyta; Magnoliopsida; Zingiberales; Zingiberaceae. The record is from RefSeq and is a predicted model, not a curated record.
AUUGUCUCCUCUUUCUUCGUCGUGCCCCUUAAAUCACUCGAUUAGUAAUUAAUAUGAGCCAGGGACAACCGAGGCGAUCUGGUAUUGGUCAACGCAGGGCAGUCGAUGGGAUAUCCACCUCUUCCAAGAAGGUCACAAUAGGAGAGGCACUGGAGGCGACCGCAGCGACGGCCGGCGACAAGCCGGUGGACGCCAGCGACGCGGCCGCCAUCCAAGCCGCCGAGGCGAUAGCCACGGGCAUGAACGCCAUCUCGGGCGGCGUCGCCGCCGCCGCCGCAGCUUCGGCUAAUGCCUCGGUUGACCGCGACGAGGACAAGACCAAGCUCGGCGAAGUCGUCGCGGAUGCGAAUAUGAUUCUGACGGACAAAGAGGCGACGAGGGAAGACGCGGAAAGGGUUGUGGCGGCGGAGAUGAGGAACAACCCCGAUCUACGAACUCAUCCCGGCGGCGUCGGGGCUUCCGUUCUCGCCGCCGCGAAGCUCAAUCAAGACCGUUGACUUUGCUAUUUAUAGACUUCUCCGAUGUUUUCCUUUAUACAUAGCUGUGUGCUAGCUUUUGAAUAACCCUUACUUAACAUAAAUUAUAUGGGUAUUACUAAAUGGUCAGAAUUUGACCAGCUAAA